CGCAGGCCAGCGGAUCCGCGCACGCGUGCCACCACCCUGCCUGCGGGCGGGGGCGGGGCCACAUUGCGUCAUCGGGGCGCGCUGCAGACAACGCGAGUUUGCCGGAAGUUGGGCGGUGUUCUCUAGGGUCACAUGGGAUGGCGGCAACAUCUGAGACUGUGACUGUGUCGGAGGACUUGCACUAGUGUGCCCGUCAGACUGGCUUGUACAAGAAAGGAAGAGGCGUGGAGGCGAAGGCUGGGAAGGUCAGUUGUGUCAUGAGGAGGCUGCAUUUGACAAAAUAGCCAGACGCCUCCGCUUCACUCCCAAGGUUGUGUCUUCAGGUGGCCCCUCUGGUUCUCAUUACCUUUCGUUUGUCUGUUCUGAUUAAGCAUACCCGCACAUGUCCUUUUUCACCAUGUUUUGUGCAAUGUGGCUGUGUUCUGUUUUAUUUUUAGCAGGCAAUAAAUAAUGGCAGCAGCUAUGGGGGAUCCUGCACUCUGCAAGUUGCAGUUUGCCCCCUUCAGCAGCGCCUUGGAUGUGGGAUUCUGGCAUGAGUUGACCCAGAAGAAGCUGAAUGAGUAUCGGCUGGAUGAAGCUCCCAAGAACAUUAAGGGUUAUUAUUACAAUGGUGAUUCCGCUGGGCUGCCAGCUCGUUUAACCUUGGAGUUCAGUGCUUUUGACAUGAGUGCCCCAACCCCGGCCCGCUGCUGCCCAGCUACGGGAACACUGUAUAACACCAACACACUCGAGGCCUUCAAGGCUGCAGAUAAGAAGCUACUUUUGGAACAAGCAGCAAACGAGGUCAGCUGGGAACCAUGAUGGACCUGUCAUGUUUUCUGUGGUCCUAUGGGCGGGACUUCUGCUUAAGUGCAUGAGUCUGUUGUAGAAGCUAGUGAAUAGUUGGUUUUCAAACUUAGUUGUGGGCUUCUGUGUUGAUGGGAAGGUCAGGGAGAAGGCAGUCCGGCUCUUGCCUCAGGAGAGGCCCGAAAGUCAUAACGGAUGGCAGGGCUGUGUGUGAAAGCCCUGCUGCUGAUCUGCAGUUCGCCUUUUGCAGCAGCUUGGCCUCUGGGUGGGGGUUCUGGUUCUGUGUCUGAAUGUGUUUGGAUUUUUGGUCCUUUGUGCCCCUUGGAGAGGCUCUCUAGUCCUAAGUGCUGUCCUGCUAUCAUGCAGUUUCCCCAGUGUCCUCAGGGCUAAAUCUAAGCCAUUCUGUCUGAUUUACAAGGUCCCUCGUGACCUCUCUGUCCCAUCACACUUGCCUGAGCCAGUCUCAGCAGAUCACUUAAAAUUCCUUCCUUUGCCACUUUUUGUUCUCUUCUCUCCCCUGGGGCAUGAUGUUCUCUCUGCUUGGAAUGUCCUUCCUUUCCUUCUUCACGUCUGAGUUAGUGUGAGGCAUCGAAUGGGACAGUUUACCCCAGUCCCAUCUAACAGCCUCUUAACUGAGUGGUCUUCACUCUAGGCUUAUAGAAUAGUAGAGGCUUAUUUACGUGGCUGCUGAGGCCAGAGAUGGAAGUCUCCUGCCUUUCGUCUGAGGAAGGUGUCCCUUCUGUCCCUGCUGGUGGAGGCAGCUUGUGACCCCGGGUACCUUCCUUGGCCUGAGGCGUUACUGCUCCUGGGCUCCUGCUUUGGCUGCACAUUUCAAAAUUCAUCUGCAAAGAGGUGGGUCAGGCCUCAUGGAGAAAAGCAGGGUCUCUGCACCCACAACACCUCCCACCCCUGGCUUUGUCCAGGGCUCAGCUUCCCCCCCACCGCCCGCAAGCAGUUCUCACUUCCCUCAGUUUGUCAGACGCGGGCCUCCUCUGUGGUCCAGCUCCUUCCAGGUUAUUAUUUAUUUCAACAGCAGGAACUUCUCUUUGCAUAGUUCCCUUUUCCACUCAUAUGUGGGCAGGGACUAUUAUUGGCACCACUGUUUGUCUUGCUUGGUGACACAAAGUUUAGCAGCUAAUCUUAGUUACUAAAACAUCUUGCCAUCAGUAGUUGCUGGCCAGGACCAGCUUCUGCUUCCAGUCACAAUACUUACUGAGUAUUCAUAAACCUGAUUUUUUUUUUUUCAUUACAGGGAACGUUAAUCCCAAAUAAGAUGUUUAUGAUAUCCCCUGCCCGUAGUUCAGGUCUGCCUGCCAGCCCCCUGCCCCCAGCCCUUUUCCCUCCCCCGUCCUUAGCCGAGUUCAUUGCUCCUUCCAGGAACUCCACCUGCUUUAGGCUAGCAUCUGCUACCUGGUAGUGUCCAUGCCUGUCUCUCUCAUAGACUAAGCUUCUUGAGGGUGGGGAUGUGUCUUUCAUGUCUGUAGCCCCGAUGUGCCUAUGUAAUCAAUGAUUAGGAAAUGUUUGUUGAAGGUGUGAACACAGCCUGGUUGCCUCCUCUGAGCCGAGAGCCCCUGAGAGGAGACGCCUCGGUUCUCUGACUUCCCGAGGUCUCUGCAGGGAGCGGAGUGGGGGAGAGGCAUUGUGAAGAGGGCAGAGUGAGUUGCAACCCCUUACUCCCAGGGUCAUCGUGCAGGGCCUGCUGUGCCACCCAAGAGUGAGGAACUUGGCAACGUGGGAAGUGCCUUGACGCGUUUCUCUCUUCUGGCAGAUAUGGGAGUCCAUCAAGUCAGGGGCUGCUCUUGACAACCCUGUCCUCCUCAACAAAUUCCUCCUCUUGACGUUUGCAGAUCUAAAGAAGUAUCAUUUCUACUAUUGGUUUUGCUCCCCUGCUCUCUGCCUUCCAGAGAGUAUUCCCCUUGUUCAGGGGCCAGUGGGCUUGGAUCAAAGAUUUUCACCAAAACAGAUUCAAGACCUUGAGCGUGCGUAUGAUAAUCUUUGUCAAACAGAAGGAGUCCCGGCACUUCCUUACUUCCUAAUCAAGUAUGAUGAGAACACGGUGCUGGUUUCCUUACUUAAACACUACAGUGAUUUCUUCCAAAGUCAAAGGACAAAGGAGUAGCAGUUUCCAGUCUGUUGAAGUCCUGUGCUUCCGGGAUCGAACGCUGCAGGGGGUGAGAGACAUCGCCCACAGCAUCAUCUUCGAAGUGAAGCUUCCAGAAGUGGCAUUUAGCCCAGAUUGUCCCAAAGCAGUUGGAUGGGAAAAGAACCAGAAAGGCGGCAUGGGGCCCCGGAUGGUGAACCUCAGCGAAUGUAUGGACCCUAAGAGGUUAGCUGAGUCAUCCGUGGACCUCAAUCUCAAGUUGAUGUGUUGGAGAUUGGUCCCUACUUUGGACUUAGACAAGGUUGUGUCUGUCAAGUGUCUGCUGCUUGGAGCCGGCACCUUGGGUUGUAACGUAGCUAGGACGUUGAUGGGUUGGGGCGUCAGACACAUCACAUUUGUGGACAAUGCCAAGAUCUCCUAUUCCAACCCUGUGAGGCAGCCGCUGUAUGAAUUUGAAGAUUGCCUGGUGGGUGGUAAGCCCAAGGCCCUGGCAGCAGCAGACCGCCUCCAGAAAAUAUUCCCCGGAGUGAAUGCCAGAGGGUUCAACAUGAGCAUCCCCAUGCCGGGACACCCUGUCAACUCCUCCAGCAUCACCCUGGAGCAGGCCCGCAGGGAUGUGGAGCAGCUGGAGCAGCUCAUCGAAAGCCAUGACGUCGUGUUCCUGUUGAUGGACACCAGGGAGAGUCGGUGGCUGCCUGCUGUCAUUGCUGCCAGCAAGAGAAAGCUGGUCAUCAAUGCUGCGUUGGGAUUUGACACGUUUGUUGUCAUGAGACAUGGCCUGAAGAAACCUAAGCAGCAGGGAGCUGGGGACCUGUGUCCCAGCAACCCUGUGACAUCUGCUGACCUCCUGGGCUCAUCACUUUUUGCCAACAUCCCUGGCUACAAACUUGGCUGCUAUUUCUGCAAUGAUGUCGUGGCCCCAGGAGAUUCCACCAGAGACCGGACCUUGGACCAGCAGUGCACUGUGAGUCGUCCAGGACUGGCCAUGAUUGCAGGAGCCCUGGCAGUGGAAUUGAUGGUUUCUGUUUUGCAGCAUCCGGAAGGGGGCUACGCCAUUGCCAGCAGCAGCGACGACCGCAUGAAUGAGCCUCCGACCUCCCUCGGGCUCGUGCCUCACCAGAUCCGAGGAUUUCUGUCACGAUUUGAUAAUGUCCUUCCUGUCAGCCUGGCAUUUGACAAAUGUACAGCUUGUUCUUCCAAAGUUCUUGAUCAAUAUGAACGGGAAGGAUUUAAUUUCCUAGCAAAGGUGUUUAAUUCUUCACAUUCCUUCUUGGAGGACUUGACUGGUCUUACCUUGCUGCAUCAAGAGACCCAGGCUGCUGAGAUCUGGGACAUGAGCGACGAUGAGACCGUCUGACAACACCCCCCGAGAGGCUGACCCCUCCCUGGCUGCCCCACAGGGCUCUCAGUGGCUGGAGCAGGACGGCCGCCCCCAGGACUGGUGAUUCUGGGCCCCAAGCCCCUCCAACCUUUCUGGUCCCCUCGUCCCUAUACCUUGAGGACUGGGGUCCUUCUUCCGCUGCCCAGGAGCUUCUGGUGUUCUCCAUUUCUUAUGAUUCACAAUCCCACCAGUACUGAGCUAAAUAAUAACCUUGGCUUUGGCAUUGCCAUUGAUCUGGGACUCAGUUCCCUUCACGAGCAGUUCUCUUUUCUUGUUGUCACAAGCGUUCGGUAGUCAUGUUCCCAGGAUCCUUCUGGUUCUGACCCCCAUGGGGUGGCAGUUAAGGACAGGGAGGAGUUGGCUGAACACGGACCAAAUGAGGCUGUGAGGAACCAGCUCCAGCUCUGCAGACUGCACCGAGAGGCCCCCGGGCACCUGUGGGUGCUGAGAGCCUUGUUGGUGCACGUCCGCAUGGCCUGCUGGCGGGAAGGACAGAGGGGACCACAGCUGUCCCAGGGAACACAGGCCUCCAUUAAGGACAGAGUGUGCAGCCCACACUGCUCCUGCGCCUCUGGGGGGAGGGGGGUGCAUGUCUGUGGCCAGGAGUCCACCAGGGGUGGUGAGGUGGUGAGGCGCUCAGGCUGCUUUUCCUCCUCAUCCUGGGUGUGCACAUCCGUGACACCCACAGAGCUGGGCAAGGAAGCCCAGGAGAGGUACCCUUCCUGCACUUUUAUUUCUGUGGUGUCACCUUUUGUUUUGGGACUAGAGCCAAAGUCAAAAUCGAGUCUGAGGCUGACUCGUACAAGAGCUGGGGUUUUGUAGGUUAUGUUUUAUCUCUCUUCUUUUUUUGCUUUUUAGGGCCACACCCUCGGCAUAUGGAGGUUCCCAGGCUAGGGGCCGGCAGGUUGCGGCUGCCGGCCUACACCACAGCAACGCCAGAUCCGAGCCGCAUCUGUGACCUACACCACUGCUCACGGAAACACCAGACCCUUAACCCACUAAGCGAAGCCAGGGCUUGAACUCACAUCCUCAUGGAUGAGAGUGGGAUUCAUUUCUGCUGCGCCACAAUGGGAACUCCAGGUUAGGUUUUAAAUAUUGCUUCUCAUGGCGUUAAAAUUAGUUUCCCAGCCAAUGUGGGGCUUGAAUCCACACAGCCCCUGUACACGGGGGUAGGGCGGCGAGCCCGGCUCCCUCCCGCCCCCACUGCCCCGUCCUGUCACUCCAGGACCCAGGGAUCACACAUAGUCUGUGGUUUAAGAGCACUUUAUUAUUGUUCUUAAGGCUACUUUUAAGUACAAAAAAAAGAUGGCCUGCCAAACCUUUUUUUUUCUUCUUCUUCCAGGAAAAACAGGCCACAGAGAAUGGUAUAUUACAGAUUUACAAACAUGGAGAGAAUGGUCAGAGCACACUGCAGAUGGCGUGGCUCAGUGAGGAACCUCACUGUGCCCACCCGAGGCCAGGGAGUGUCCCUUCCCGGUGACAUGUUUGGUUUUCUGCUUCCCCGUCUGCCUAAGGCCUCCUCCCGGGUGCCGCCUAUCCCAGACAGGUCAGCGCGCUGGGGACCCGGCCCUCAGCGCCAUUGUCCCCUCCAAAGUGAUGGCCUCGCUGGUGGACGGUGGGCGUGUGAGGAGCCUAUUCUUGACAGAGCCGCCAGCAGCGGGGGAGUUUUCCUGUGGCGACGCUCAGUAGCCUGUAGCAAUAACAAACUAGUGGCUAUUAAGGCAGAUGCAGUGUUCUCAUAGAAUAACUGUGUUCCUGCACUUUUACAGACAAAUCUACGACAAAAAAAAAAGAUCAACUUUUUUUUUCCAAACAAAAAAAUAUGAAUGAUUACAAUAGGAAAGGGAAAAAUUAAAUAGCUACAUAUCAUUAACAAAUUAAUUGUUCUUCAAAAAAUACCUACAAAUUUCUCUGUACAUUCUUUACGCACAGCGUAAUGAUGGUCUUAAAGUUACCUAUAUAAAAAAAGUGUUCUCAACGAUUUUUCCUACAGAAAAUAUAGGGGCCUGAAUGCAAAAGCCUGGAAGCCCAGUUAAGUGGGAGGGAAAUGUGUGCGGGGGGCCCAAGGAGGCAGCUUUCCUCCCGCCUGUUAAAAGACCUGCAGCCGCCUUGUGGCCACAAGAGCCAGUCCGCGCGCCUUUUCACCCAAGGCCACGUUUCAAAACGAACCUGCUAACCUGGAUCUUUCUCAUACUGAAAACCAGCCUCAAGGGCCCCCGUGAGUCCACAGUGCCGCGCAGCCAGGCGAGCGCGCAAGCGCCCUGGUGGGCGAAAUGGGAAGGUAGCGCGGGGGGGGGGGGGGGGCGC
Sus scrofa (pig) is the source of this 6575-nucleotide messenger RNA. The record is from RefSeq and is a predicted model, not a curated record. NCBI's taxonomy places the organism in Eukaryota, Metazoa, Chordata, Mammalia, Artiodactyla, Suidae.